This is a messenger RNA of Pyrgilauda ruficollis (rufous-necked snowfinch), 1829 nucleotides long. RefSeq names its product collagen triple helix repeat containing 1 (gene CTHRC1). Lineage: Eukaryota; Metazoa; Chordata; Aves; Passeriformes; Passeridae. The record is from RefSeq and is a predicted model, not a curated record. Bases 1 to 846 code for a protein of 281 amino acids. The transcript has 4 exons.
AUGGAAAUUCCCGGCCUCCCCGGGGAGGGAGCUGGGGCUGCGCGCUCUGAAAGGCUCAUUUAUCGCCGCGCUGCCGCCCAGAGCCGGGACCCGGGCUGCUGCUGCCGCCGGCCCCGGCGCAUCCCGCCCCGCACCAUGCCCCGCGCCCGGGCCCCGCUGCUGCUGCUGCUGCUGCUGCUGCUGGCGGCGGCCCCGCCGCACGGCGGCUCCGAGAGCCCCAAGGGGAAGCAGAAGGCGCUCCGCCAGCGGGAGGUGGUGGACGUGUAUAAUGGCAUGUGCUUACAAGGCCCCAGUGGCGUUCCUGGACGGGAUGGAAACCCAGGAGCCAAUGGGAUCCCUGGGACACCUGGGAUCCCGGGACGGGACGGGCUGAAAGGGGAGAAGGGCGAGUGCAUGCGUGAGAGCAUCGAGGAGUCCUGGACACCCAACUUCAAGCAGUGCUCGUGGAGCGCGCUGAAUUACGGCAUCGACCUCGGGAAGAUCGCGGAAUGCACGUUUACCAAGAUGCGCUCCAACAGCGCGCUCCGCGUGCUCUUCAGCGGCUCCCUGCGGCUCAAGUGCCGGAGCGCCUGCUGUCAGCGCUGGUACUUCACCUUCAACGGGGCAGAGUGCGCUGGCCCGCUGCCCAUUGAAGCCAUAAUAUACCUAGAUCAAGGAAGCCCAGAGCUGAAUUCUACUAUUAACAUACACAGAACUUCCUCAGUGGAAGGUCUGUGUGAAGGGAUCAAUGCUGGCUUGGUGGAUAUUGCCAUCUGGGUUGGGACGUGCUCAGAUUAUCCACGGGGAGAUGCUUCUACUGGAUGGAAUUCAGUCUCCCGAAUCAUCAUUGAAGAACUGCCAAAAUGACUUCCCUCCCUUUUUAUAAUACCUUUUUUUAAAACUUUUGUACUAUUUUUUUCAGAAUUUAUUUCAAUAGAGUUGGAUGCAAGUACUGGACUGAAAGGCACCAAAGCCUUGCAUCUGUAGCCUUUGUCUUGUUUUGCACAUGGCAGAGGCUUUUUAUAAUAAUCAUUUUAGAAUACAAAUAUCAAAACCAAGUUCAUUAACGUUUUAAUUUCUUUUUUGAUGUAAUACCACCACUGUUUUUAGAAUUAACCUUAACUUUUUGUAUCAAAUAAAUAAGACCUUUUACAAAAAAGAAAUCCGGGUUAUUUUAUUGAACAUUAAUCUGUUUAAGGUAUUUUACAUGGUGUUAUGAUACACGAUUUUUUUAGAAGGCUUUACAGAUAAAGUUCUAAGAAAGUAAAAUCAGGUUGGCUUUAGCCUUCAGAAAACAUAAAAUGCACUCCUGUAAACCUGACUGCAGAAUAGGAUGCUCUGCUGUUACAGUCUUGUCUCAAGGAACUCCUGGUGACUUAACUGUGACCUAGACAACAUGGUAAGUGUUAAAUACCUCAUCAUGAAUAACUGAGCAAAACCAGACUGUCUGAGCUCUUCUUCCCUCUCUUGCUUCUCGAUAGGCUGGAUUUCAGUCUAAUAUCUAUGACUGGUCUCCAAUACUAAGAUGCAGACAUGAAAUAAUUUUACAGUUACAACACUUAAUUUCAUUGCUGCAAUAAAAUAAUUCUCCUGGAUUUAGCCUUUCACUUAUACAGAAUCACUUUGGUGUUGGUUAAAAGCUAGAUAUAUUAAGCAUUUUAGAAGAUACAGACAUAAGACAGGUUGAAAUGCCUAGGCUUUCCAAAAUUGACCUUGUAAAGUGAAACAAUGAUGUCAGAGCUGUUUGACAAGUGACAACACUGAUCACGCCAACAGACCACAAGCUUCAGUGUUUUAAAUAUUUUCUUCCAAAGGCUGCAAGUGACAUACUCAAAUAUUUUUUAAAACUG